Messenger RNA from Wasmannia auropunctata (little fire ant), 6308 nucleotides. RefSeq names its product TBC1 domain family member 24 (gene sky). The record is from RefSeq and is a predicted model, not a curated record. Lineage: Eukaryota; Metazoa; Arthropoda; Insecta; Hymenoptera; Formicidae. The transcript has 12 exons. Bases 750 to 2579 code for a protein of 609 amino acids.
CCUUGUACGCGCGUGAUGCGCGGACGUACGCGUUGCAAUUGUGCGAUAGAGAGAGAGAGAGAAAUAGAGAGAAAGACAGACCGAGCUGGCUGCGUCGUCGUCGGUCGCUGGUUUCCGCGACAGCGGUACGUACGCGCGAAACGAUUCUCUGUCGUGCGACCCGGAGAGGGAACGCGGGGCACGCGUUAAGCGCGCGGCACGUCGUAGGAUUACGCGCAAAGUAAACACGCGCGAGUGCGCGCGCGCGCGCGCGCGGACGCGAGCGAGUGAGCGAGCGAUUUGGGCAGGAGGCAGACGUGUAGCGUACAAAGUAACAUCCCGCGAUCCCGAGUGUAGUCGACAGUCGGCAGUCGGUGUGGUGCCCGACGAUCGGAUUCUUCAUCGAAUCGCCUGACAGGCGGCAAGUGAGCUGUCGCGUACGCGCUAGGAGGCGACCUGCGGCGCCAGGCUAUCGCGCGAAGAAGUGAGAAACGUGCGUUCGGGGGUUCGGCCGAGACCUACGUUCGGACGACUACGUUGACAGUGGCAUCGCACGGGCGGACGCACCACCGCGUCCGUGCCGCGCCGGGCGGCUCGUCCCUUAGCUUGCAUGCCACGCUUCGACACGAGGAUCGGACCUCCCUGCUGGCGUCUCGUCGUGCUUCUCGAGAUGAAAAUUGAAACGUCCCAAGAUAUGACGUAGGCAACGGCAGGUGUGUGAAAAAUCGCCUGAGCGGCCGCCAUGAAUCUCGUGCCGUAGUUGUUAAGCGAUGUUAGUGACUGCCUCCCCGAUGGACAAUUCGCCGAACACGCUGUCGGUGGUCGAGGAGGAGGCGACGAACGUCACCGACAUCGACGACGCGUUCCCACCUCAUGUCGACACCAGCAACAUUGUCAUCCAGCCGGAGUCGCCUACCAGCAAGAAGCAGACGCUGAAGACUUUCGCUGAGGUGAACACGUUGCUGCAGGCCGGCAGGAAGCGGGAGGCGAAGCUGAUCAUACGGGAGAACGCCUGGCCACUUAACAACGGCAUCAGGUCGCAGCUCUGGCCGGCGCUCUGCGACCAGCACGCGCUCGGCAAGAACAUGCUCGACGGAUUCUAUUGGGACAUGGUGAACCAGGUUUUUGGAACGACAGAAUUACCAGAAAAAUCAAUUAUGCUACCGCCGUUCGUCGAUAGUACGCAUUGCUUGUCUUACAAUUUGACAAGAAAAGGCAGAAACGUGGCGGACAGAAUUGUAUCUGUACUGGGAUACGCUUGUCCUGACAUCACAUAUAGCCCAUCCCUUUAUCCGUUAACUGCGCUUCUCUUGCAUUUUGUGCCAGAGGAGGAAUGUUACCACUGUAUGGCUACUUUGGUAGCUGCCAAAGAGAAAAUGUUCAUCACGCAAACCAAACUCCUUUAUGAAGUUACGUGGAAAACGGUAGAACAAAUCACUAAGAAACACGUUAAAUCAGCUGCUGUACAUUUAGCGAGACAUUGCUCCGGCUCAAGAGCAGAAAGAAUCUACAUGGACUGGAUCUGGUGGAUUCUUCAACUUCUUCCAUUUCAACAUCUAGUCAGGGUUAUGGACUGUUUUCUUCAUGAAGGCAUUAAGGUCUUUUAUCGGGUUGCUAUGGCUAUAGUUUUAUUAUUUUAUAAGCACUCUUCGCCGCAGAAUUCUGAAUGGAUGAAUGAGAUUUCGAAGAAUGGGAUAGAUGCUGCUCUAUCGAAAUUCUGCAGACAAAUGCCAGUGACACCCGCUAAAUUUCUGCGCACCGCUUUUGGGAUACGCGGACUCAGCUCAGCAUAUAUAUCACGAGUAUUUCUGCGCACGGAAAUGGCUCUCAAGAGCAAGAGCGUCCUGACAGGGCCCCGAUCCUUAGCCAGGUCACGUUCGACAGACAAUCUACCCACCAGCCAGUCCCAAGUCAACAUUCAGAUGAUGUCACACACACUCACAAUACGAGAAAAAGAAUGUGAAGACACGUACAAAGACAGGGGCGCACACAGUCCUGGACCACGCGCCCUAUCAAUGGGCGUUUACCCCAUACAAAGUAUAUGCUCUCAGAUCCUAGACAUGCCUGAUUUGUUUACCCUAUGGUCAUGGCUACCGAUGAGGAUCACGAUGUACCAGCCCAUCUUGUUAUACACGACCGAAGAACAUGGAUGUUCCUUGACGACGUUCUAUGUGCGAGUUGAGCAACAUGAACCGACCCUUCUGAUGAUAAAAACCUGUAAUAAUGAGGUAUUUGGAGCUUACUGUUCUACUAGAUGGUGCGAACGUAAUUUGAAAGAUGAUAAAGGUCAAAGACAAGCAUACUUUGGUACCGGUGAGACAUUCCUGUUCAGUUUAUAUCCUGAACGAGCCAAGUAUCCUUGGGUAGGGAUGGAUUCAUCGCACAAUGAUUCCAGAGUACAUCAUUCAGCCGAGCUAUUUAUGGCUGCUGAUUCGAAGAUGAUAACGAUCGGUGGCGGGGACGGUCAGGCGAUCUGGAUGGACGAGAAUAUAAGAUUCGGCAAGACGGAUCGGCGUUCGACUUUUAACAAUCCACCCCUCUGCGCUAGUGGUGACUUCGAGAUUAGAGUGUUGGAGGUGUAUGGCUUCUCUGGUGCCUGAAGAGGGAAGAAACAGCGGUGUAUAUUAGUUUGUUUUAUUCCCUACUGCCAUUUAGUGACUCUCUUUCUACAUAUACGUACUAAACACUGUGUUAUAUGUCAUGAAUGUCUCCGCGUAUCAUUCUCUCUUUAGUAAAUUCAUAUGCAAGGAACAUGCGAGAUUUGCCCCGACAUUACAUAAGAGGACAAAAAUAUUUCAUAUGAUUGUAUACAGAAAUAUUUUGCAUUUUAUUACAUAUCAAACUUAAAUCUUAUUAGAUCUAGAUUUGUAAUAUUGAUUCUAGUGUGCGACUGCAAAAAAAAAAAGAUUAAGAAAGUAUUAUAUAACGUAAUAAGUUGAUCAAGACAGAUAAUAGUUAAGUAAGACAAAAUAAUAAUAGGUAAUUUAUAAAUCAAUCAGUUGAAAAAUUUUUAAGUAUUAACAAUAAAAUGAAUAUAUAAAGCAAAUAUCCUUCUCUUGUAUACGGAUAAUCUGAACGCAGUCAAAUAAAGUAUUUUUGUCUUUUUAGAUCGAACAAAUUUCACAAAGUACAGUGCGUCAAGAUACACUCUACAAAAUAGCAACUACUUACGACAAUUAUUGCCAGCUGUACAUCUACCGACUAUCGGUGGCAAUAAUUGAUGAAGUAAUCAUCGAUUCAUGUAUGACUUAAAAAAUAAUUAUAGUGAUGACUUUUUCAGAGCAAUUGUGCGUCAAUGAUAUAAUUGUCAAGUAUUGUUGGUAGUGAUUAAUCGAUAGUAAUGACUUAUAAAUUCAUAAAACGUCUUGUGAGUCUAUAAGUAUACUUAUAUUAAGAAACAAUUAAAGCUACGUUUCUCAAAACAGGUAGCUUGUCGUAAUGAUCAUUGUCGGUGGUGUAGUUGCAAAAUAUUGUAGGCAAUAUUUCAACAGCUUUGGAUAUUUGUUAAUCCACACACGACAAAUAAAACGACAUGUUUCUAUUAAUAAAAAAUACUGUCUUUUUGAAGACAUUCCUUGGUAUAUUACCUUGGUAUAUCAAAACAUAUAUAUCCAUGAUUGCCUACAUAAUAGUAAUAUUGCUUAUAAAAAUAUAUCGAGACGAGAAAAGAAAGACUAGACCUUUUGGCGUUUUCUCUGCCGCUUGAGAUUAUUCUUUUUUGUCGUCUCUUUCACUUAGCAUGCAAUGAUCAUUCUUAAUUUUGUAUGUAUAUCUAGACGACUCGAUGGCGGGUGACUCUUAAAUAAAAUUCAACAUCAGAUAAAUUUUGAUCUGCAACAUUAAAAUUCGCUGUAUUUCAAAAUUUAUUCUUAUUCAUUUUUCUGAUCACGUCAAUAUAAUUGAAACAAUGCCAUCAAUUCUGUUGCUUGAAAGAUUAGACAAAAAAUGUAUUCAGACAAAGAGCAUGCAGUGUGUGUGUUUUGAGUAGAAAAAAAUACUCUUUCGAAAUAAUCCCAUUUAUUUCUUUAUUCCUUUAGAUAGAAUUAAUUUAUUUUCGUUUACAGCAUCAACACCAGACUGUUUAAUUUCUUUUGUUCUAAAAUAAAGUGAUAUUACUUAUUUUGAUUGCGAGCUAUUAAUAUUCUGCUCUAAAAAGUUAUUCAUAGUGCCCAUACUUUGCACACAAUAUUUGUUAAACAACUUUUCUUUUAUUUUUUUACGGAUCUGCAAUCUUAGAAGUUGUAGAGUUUGCCCGUCGUUGAGAAACAAAACGAAACAAUAUAUAUUAAUCCGUAAAAUUUAGCCAUUUAUUGCGAACCGAGCUUCGACAAUAAGCUACGUUGAAGGCCAUAUAGUCGCGAUGCGAAAUUCGCGAUUUUUCGUAUGUAUAUAUAUAAAGAGCACGCUGAUUCGUUUAAGCGAAUACUUAAUAUUCAUUGAAACUAGGAAUUAUUGUUAUAUGUGUGUAUAUAUAAUACAGUGUAUGUGUGUUUUAUUUAUAUGUGUAUAUGUUAUAUAUAUGUAAAAAACACAUGUACUGUGUGUAUAUGCGCCUGUGUAUAUACGUAUAUAAGUAUACAUAUAUAUAUGUGCAUGUGUGUACCGUCUCGCAGAUCGUUUCAACUGCGCUUGUCGUUAAUUUCGUUAUUGAUGUUCGUGUACACGCACAUCUAUUGUAAUGAUUAUUUAUCUCUUACUGUUGUUAUCUGUAGCUUUAAUAAAGUUGUUAGAAGCGGAAGAAUCCAGAUUUUGUUCAUAAACAAAACGUUACACGCGCACACACAAAAUACAACACACAUACACACAUGUACACAUGCCGUAAGCUGCGCGUAUAUGUAUAUGUAGAUUGUAUACAGGAUGGACCAUAAGUAUGUCAAAUUUGUGUUAAGAAUUAUGCGGAAUGAAGUGAAAAAGUUGCCGAAACUACGAGAGAUAACCAUUUAUUUAUGUGAGAACCGAAAAAUGUUUGUAUGUUAACCGGGAAUGUUUAUUAGUUCUUUAACAUUCAAUAUAAUAUUCUAAUUAUUGCAGGAAAAGUGCGACGUUUUGAAAUGAAUUCAGCUCAACGCUAGAUUGACUUUAUGUUAGUGUAAAUAAAAUAAAAAUGUAUAUGUGUAGGAUUGUUGAAUAUAAUCUGAAGGUCUAAGAAAAUAUAAUUAUUUAAGUAUUCAACAAUCCCGAUGAUCUCCAAGUACAGAAUUAUAAAUUCGUAAUCUAAUCUAUUAAUUUGCAAUUAAUUUUCAAUGCGAAUUAAUUGAAAGAUUGUGCUUCACAAACUAUUUACAUUCGCAAAAUUGGACAUUUAUAUUACAAUAGUUAAUUUUUAAUAUUGGUGUUUGUUCAUUAAAUUUUCUGAUGAAAAUUCGCAUUGAAAGUAUUAACCCUUAACUCGAAUAUUUACGAUUGGGUUCUUAGCUAUUAUAUUUUUCAUGAAGAGAAUAUAAGAGUAUACACGUUUGAAUAGUGAUUAUUAUUUUUUAAUUGCUCAAUGCUUACGUAGAAUCCAUAUUUAUAAUAAUUUCGUAAUUAGGAUAUAAUCUUGCCAAUCUUAUAUUCUAAUUAUAAAAUUAUUACAAAGGUGUCGUUCUAAGUAUACAAAAAUAUUAUAUACAUCAUUAUAAAUUCGAUUUGUAAAACAAGAUAUUUAUAAAUAAGGUAGUGUAUCGAAAAUAUACUCUAGAAAAUAAUUUAUGUUGUAUAAAAUAUAUUUAUUUUGUAUAUAUCAAAAUGUUUUUUAUAUUGACAUAUAAAAAAUAUAUUCGCUUGUUAUAUAGAAAUAGUAUGUGUUCCAUGCAGAAAUAUUAUUUAUAUAGUAAAAUAUGCAAAUUAUUUUUCAAUUUAUAAAAUUCAAUUUUAUUAUAUAUAUAAGAAAUAUAUUUUUCUAUACAACAUUUAUUAUUGUUCUACAUAUCUAAUGUUAAAAUCUUUGAAAGGCGUUACUGCCAAGUGCACUACUUUGUUACUGUCAAUUGUUAAGUUAUUAUUGAUAGGCACACAUGCGCAACAUUAGAGCUCAGACAAUAAGAGGUAUAAAGAACAAGGAAUUGAACAUAAGGAAUUAAGCAAAAGUAGGAUGAAAAGUCUCAUUGUGUCUGUUUCUGACUUUUGCCUAAUUCCUAAUAUUUAAUAUCCUCAUUUCUUUACCGUGUCUGAGCCCUUAAAGAAACAAUCGAUUUGGCGUAAAAUUUUAAUGAAAAAUUCUAGGGCAGUCGGGUUAAGGGUUAAUCGAAAAAUAACCAGUUGUCUAUCACGCGCCCUACAUGUAUGACUAUGAGAAUUUUAUGUAACAAAUUCCUUUGUAUAUAAUAAAAUAUAUGUAUUAUAUUGAA